Messenger RNA from Magallana angulata, 2593 nucleotides. Its product is annotated as histamine H1 receptor-like. NCBI's taxonomy places the organism in Eukaryota, Metazoa, Mollusca, Bivalvia, Ostreida, Ostreidae. Gene Ontology annotation, biological process: chemical synaptic transmission; G protein-coupled receptor signaling pathway, coupled to cyclic nucleotide second messenger. Bases 467 to 2224 code for a protein of 585 amino acids. The transcript is spliced from 2 exons. Gene Ontology annotation, cellular component: plasma membrane; dendrite. Gene Ontology annotation, molecular function: G protein-coupled acetylcholine receptor activity; G protein-coupled serotonin receptor activity. The record is from RefSeq and is a predicted model, not a curated record.
UGCUGCUUUUACUGUUCAAUGAAGUGGCGCUCUGUUUGUAAUGACACUUUUUUUUUACUUCAGUAAAACAGAAGAAACAUUAUUGAUAACAUGACUGCAUAAUUACUCAAUAAUGGAAGUGUUGUGUUGUGUUAAACAAAGUAAAAUUCAGAGAAAUUUGCAAUAUAUGUUCCCCAGUACUUGUGUUAUAUUUUCUCAUAAAGUAGUGAAUCUUAAUAUGAUCAGAGACAAUGGGAAGGAUUUGCAUCAGGAGAGGGUGUUAAUGAAGGAUGCUAGUGUUGUGUAUUGAAUUAUCUGGGAUAGUGUUUAAUGUUCCUGGUCAGAAAAAAAACGAUUUUUCACCAACCAUUUUCUGGGAGAUAUAUCUGACGAGCAACGUGGAGCAAUAGUUACUCAUUAAUAGGACUAGUGAGGAGAUGGAUAGUAUUCCAAUGUCAUAUCUGAGAGUACAAAUAGUACUCCGUGAAUGAACCCAGACGGAAAUGCAGUGAUGGAGUACUCUAAUAGUACCGCAGAUUUUAUAUUUCCUUGGUACUUAAUAGAAAAUUACACCAAUGGCUCCCUCUCCUUGGAGCCCGAGAGUGAGCACGGAGUCUGGCGGGACAUCCCCCUGGGGCUGGUGCUUAGUCUGCUGUCACUGCUCACCUUCAUAGGCAACGCCAUGGUGUUACACGCCGUACGUACGGAGAGGCGGCUACAAACGGUCAGCAACAUGUACAUCGUGAGUCUGGCCAUGGCUGACCUAAUUGUAGGAAUCAUUGUGAUGCCAAUAAGUACUGUGUAUAUUUUCACAAAGAACUGGAUAUUCGGGGUCGCUAUUUGUCAAAUCUGGAUCGCCGUGGAUUAUACGGCAAGCACAGCCUCCAUCCUUAAUCUGUUCAUACUCAGUGUGGACAGGUAUUGGUCUGUGACGUCACCAUUACGUUACCUGCGAAAACGAACAAAGAAAAGGGCGCUGAUAAUGAUCUCCGUGGUGUGGAUGAUUUCCUCUCUGUGGAUUAUUCCUAUUGUGGGGUGGCACCAUUUUGCCCACGACGGUGUCCGAUCUGUUCCAUCCAACGUGUGUGAUACAGAGUAUGCUAAAGACUCCGUAUUUAAAGUAGUGACAGCUUUUUUUAAUUUCUAUCUUCCGUUAGCAAUAAUGUACAGUCUCUACGGUAAAGUUUUUCAUGAGAUUAGGAAGAGGUCGGCAUUAGAGCUGGGUCAGCAGUACCCGACAACGGCUAAUCCGAUGACGUAUAAUUACGAGGGGGACUCGCACCUCGGAGGGAGCAGUAGUUAUAGCGAACCGCGGGUCGAUACCUUCACCGAUCAACAUUCUAACAGGAUUGAAGAUGCUAAUCUUCUAACAUCUGUGAAAAAUGGCUCAUGUCAAAGAAACAAGAAAGUGAAGAUGAAAAGCAGCAAUUGUCUUGUUUUAAAAUCAAAUAAAAUUUUACUUACAACAAACGGUAGUUCAGAUCGACCAAGAAUGGCCCAGAGAUGCAGGGUCGAAUAUAUCUACGAUGAAAAUGUGCUUGAUCAAAAGACGGAAAAGUUAGAACGAUUCUACUACGAAGAAAACAUUCCACUUUCGGUUGUUCGAUCAAUAGACCAUGUCAAUUCGAAUUUCUGUAAUGACUAUUUAGCAAAUCCAUCAAAUUCAAGCAGCGAUGAAAGGUAUCAAAGUAAUGUAAAUUUAAAAUCGAACAGAAAACUACAAAAAUGCAAUAAUACAUACGGGUUAACGAACGGUAUUGAAAAGCUCCGCCAAACGGAGACCAUUUUGGACACCACCCUGACUGCCAAUGGAGGAAAUGAAAACGACGCUGGUAACAAUGAUGGAAGUGUCUGUUUAUUUGCUAAUGUGACCUCCCGUCGGAUAUCAAAUAUGUUCAACAUAAAACACCGCAUUAAAAAUUUUCGCCAAAGUUCAUCAUUGACAAGAGAGAUUAAGGCCGCCCGUCAACUUGGGGUGAUAAUGGGAGCCUUCACUUUAUGCUUUUUACCCUAUUUCACGUUGUUCCUAGUGGUAGCGUUUUGUGACAGUUGUGUGGAUACAGAGCUAAUGACAGCCAUGACCUGGAUAGGUUACCUUAACUCAACAUUAAACCCUUUCUUGUAUCCUUUAUGUAACAUGAACUUCCGGCGGAAAUUUAGAAAAAUGUUGCACAUUGAUGGCAAUAUUAAACGCCGAUCACGACAUGCCGUAGAUAGGAAUAGCCUUACAAUGAGAUAUGAUUGACGUCUAAUGUCGUAAAAUAAUGGUGUUGUUUAAUUUAAUGUUUUAUCAACUGUUGCAUUGCUACAAUUGUGUUCCAUUAAAUAAAUGUAUCUCAUAAAUGGAUAGGCUGACCUGUAUCUGUUAUCCAGAAUGAAGAGAUGGCAUUGGUUUAAAACGACAAGGAAUGCCAUUCAAUUGUCAUAAUUGAUGCUUCCUCUGUCGUUAUCUCUGACAGCAGCUUAUUACCUAGUACUAUCUAUUCCAAAAUCGACGUAAUUAAAUGGGGUGGGUUAUUUUGUUGUUGACUUUGCACAAAAUUUAUUCAGUAUGUCAUGUAUAUUGCAUUCUUUGACUUUCUGAACGGGACAUGGUCGUGAUUUUCUGUUAAAA